CCCUACGACCAGCCUGUGGACCUGUGUGGAGAGUAUGCCAGAGGGCUACCGUAUGGUGAUGUUUGAGAGAGUUAUGGAUACAGACUGGACAGGGCGAGGGAGAAGGUGUAUCAGUGGAGGAGAUUGUGGAUGCUGGAGCUGGGGAGGAAGGUCACGAUAGACGAAUGAUUCAGCGAGCGAGUGAACUCGCUUUGGAUCUGCGAGUGGGCAUCAUCAUCCCUGGAAUACCUCAUCCCAACCCAUUCUCAUCAUUUGCUCUUCUUUCUUCCUCAUCUUUGCUUAUCAUCGUGACUUUAAAGGACCACCUAGAUGCUGUCACUGUGUCUGGCUUCGAGAUUAUGACAUCUGUCAUCCCGCUCGUGUCUUUGACAUGCCGCGGUCUCGUGAUUCAAAACGUACUUGUUUUUAGAGCAGGUCUGAUGAUUGAUGAUUUUUCCCUUGACUUCCAUUGGAGGUGCAAGGUGCUUCCUCGAAUGCUGUCAUCUUCACACUUCCUCCGGAAUGGUCACGGCAACGGCGUGGACACGUGUGGACUGGACGGAGAAGGAGAAGAGGACCAAGAGCCCAAAUCUUCAAUGUCUCUAUGGGUAUGUAGGGCUAGAGGCUCGUUGUCAAAGCAUGCACAACCAGUACCAUAUCCAAUGGCAUGCAAUCUUCCUGAUCACAAUGCUCCCGCUCACGCCAUCUUUUCAGAACGGGGUUUACCAAACCUAGACAUCGAUGGGGGCGAUUAACACCCGAUAGGCCUGAAUUUGGCAUGAAAAUUACUCAUGGCGCGUGUUGGAAUGCUCUGUAGACCCUUUGAUCUGCCGAACUGGGUUGUCGAGUAUCGUUGUUUGGGGAGCUACUGAGUAUGCCA
This is a messenger RNA of Guyanagaster necrorhizus, 859 nucleotides long. RefSeq lists its product as uncharacterized. The record is from RefSeq and is a predicted model, not a curated record. The coding region runs from base 165 to 734 and encodes 189 amino acids. NCBI's taxonomy places the organism in Eukaryota, Fungi, Basidiomycota, Agaricomycetes, Agaricales, Physalacriaceae. The transcript has 4 exons.